UCGCUUGAUAGCUUGACUACGCACCAGCUUCCUGCAUCGCUAGACGACAGAGGUUAUCAGGAGGGAAGACUGGAAGACUGGCCUCAUGAACCAUGUGCUUUGAGUGAUAACUGGUACCUCUGGCUCUCCUUCCCGAAUCCCGACGCUGUCACCCCAUCAACCACGCACGUCCAAACGACCCACGUAGAAGGGCACUCCAAUCUCAGUCUAUGCGAUGUCCUUAUCGGAUCUUCCAAGAAGCCACUUUGAUCCUUUGAAUCAUUAUCCUCUCAGAGAAGAACAAUAUCCUGGCUACUUUCCUCCAUCUGACGCUCCGGCUGCUUUUCUAACCCACGAGAUCACUCAAUUGUCAAACGCGCUCUACGGUCACCGUCCCGCUUUCUUCAACAUGAACCCGCUGUCGCCCGAAGAGAUGGAGCGGUUCCAGGAGCUCUCCAACAAGUACGAACCAGAGCUGCCAGUAAGCAACCCGUCGACGAACGCAAUUGCGAUGGACUAUGCCAAUGCCGAUCCCACCUUUGCUACAAAGACCAGUGCUCUGGCUGUUACACAUCCGCAAUCGCGUAUCAUGAAAGGAGAUGGCAAUUGUGGCUGGAGAGCUGUUGCCUUUGGGUACUUUGAGAAUCUGUUCAGUCUUCGUGAUCCUGUUCAACUACAACGCGAGCGGGCACGGUUCAAGUCACUGAACACCCUCCUUGACCAAGUCGGUCUAGACGAGAUUACGUACGGAAUGUUUGCCGAUGCUACAGAUGAGGUAUUCGAUAGCAUACUUAAUGCAAUCGAACGCGGCGAGCGUGACGAUUCCUUCCUUGUUGCGCUGUUCAAUGAUGAGUAUAAUUCGAAUACGAUUCUCUGCCAUUUCAGAUUCUUGACCAGUGCAUGGAUAAAACUAAAUGCCCAUCGCUAUUCGGCCUUUUUACCAAUGGAUAUGCCCAUUGACCGGUAUUGUUCAACGCAGAUAGACCCGGUUAAGACCGAAAUCGAUGGGAUAGGUCUGCAAGCAUUGGUCGACGGAGUCAUCGAGGGAUCUGGACUAGUCGUGGAAAUUUUGUACCUCGAUCGGAGUGAAGGUGAUGCUGUGACCCCACAUGUGCUCACACAGACGAGGCCAGGAGUUGGAGCCAUUCGCCUGCUCUACCGACCAGGCCAUUACGACCUGCUUUACCGAGCGGAACCGAUUGUAAACAUGCAGCCGGUAGUCAACUUGCAAUACGCCAUAUCAUCCAAUUACGGCCCUUGGGAUACCAGUGACCUCUCAUUUGAUGUGAAUUCCAGCUUGAUGGCCAUACCAAACCUGAUGAUGGACACGUCGUUUCCACUCGCCCCUUCAAUGUCACAACCUCCGGCCGAUCCUUUUCGAGUCUCACCACCACAGCCUCCGCCAGAUCACUACCGGGUCCCCCCACCACAGCCGCAGCCUCCGUCAGACUCUUACCGAGUCUCCCCACCGCAGGAAGUAUAUCAUGCUCCUGUGCACACGCCUCCACCACCGCCGCCGAUCGCCUCUCCGCAACCACAGAUCCAAUUAUCUGGACCGCCACCUCCGAUGAUGAGCUCAUUACCUCGUCGGACAGAUGAUGGGCCUCAAAUCCGGCUAAGUUCGCUUGCAAUGAGAUCUAAUCUGAAUCAUUCACUUCCGCUGCCAGUUACCGCACCGUUUAAAAACUCCCCGUUCAACCACGCGCAUUACCAGAAUCCGGAUUUUGAACCGAUGCACUGGGCGCCCAAUGAGUCCCGCAAAUAAAACCGAAGACCCAAUACAAUGGAAAUAUUAUCAUGACUUUGGCAGCUCCCAUUCCGGCUUUCUAUGACAUAUGAAGUUUAUGACCACAUGAUACGAAUUGCACGAGACCAGGUCCAGGUAUAUGAGUAGUCCUGCUAUAAUGAAACGAUUAUUGUUGCGGAAACGUCUUGCGCUGCUGGAAUUACUGGAAUAUCUUGCGCUGGUUGCGGGGCCUUUCAUGUUUCUCUCGCCUUACCGUCUGCCUUUUCCGAUUCAUUUCAUCUAUUAGCGAGUGCCAUGUUGCAUUGGUGUGAGCGCGGUUCAAACCUUGCUUAUGCUCCGAAAGGAUUCAAUAAUAAGAGUGCGAGGCUACGUGCAUUUUGUAGAAUGACAGCCUCACGUGUGAUUCAUGUCUCGAGCUGCUUGUCUCUAGUAGAUUUAUUUAAAAAUCAUCUCUGGUC
Molecule: messenger RNA, 2184 nt
Organism: Aspergillus nidulans FGSC A4
Lineage: Eukaryota; Fungi; Ascomycota; Eurotiomycetes; Eurotiales; Aspergillaceae
Product: OTU family ubiquitin thioesterase
Exons: 8
Coding region: 215-1744 (509 amino acids)
Molecular function (GO): cysteine-type deubiquitinase activity
Source: RefSeq, a predicted model, not a curated record